Poecilia reticulata (guppy) is the source of this 1254-nucleotide messenger RNA. Its product is annotated as homeobox protein Hox-B6a-like. Gene Ontology annotation, molecular function: DNA-binding transcription factor activity, RNA polymerase II-specific; RNA polymerase II cis-regulatory region sequence-specific DNA binding. Gene Ontology annotation, cellular component: nucleus. The record is from RefSeq and is a predicted model, not a curated record. Lineage: Eukaryota; Metazoa; Chordata; Actinopteri; Cyprinodontiformes; Poeciliidae. Gene Ontology annotation, biological process: regulation of transcription by RNA polymerase II; anterior/posterior pattern specification.
CUUCUCCUUUCCCACUUUUACCAAUGAGUUCAUAUUUUGUAAACUCCUCUUUUCCGGUGAUACCGGGAACGGGUGGAGGCGGCCAGACGGCGUCGGCAGAACCAUUCCUUGGUCAGAUCUCACUUUACUCAUCGGGAUACGCAGAUCAUCCGCUCAGACACUACCCAGGGGCAGCGACUGUGACUGCGGCCGCGGCCGUGGCUUACAGCGCUCACCAGGAGAAAUCUUAUCCAGCCUCUACCUACUACCAGCAGGCUGCGAACGGAGCGUACAGUGGACACAGAGUGACGGGGGUGGCAGUUGGGGGCUCGACCGGACCUGGUGCAUGCGACUACGCCACAGCAGCAGCGGCGGCUGCCGCGGCGGCCACGAACUUCUACCGAGACAAGGAUCAUCCCUGUAGUCUGGAUGAACACCAACUUGCUCUGAGCCAAGACGGCAUGCAUCGCAAAAUGGAGUGCGCUGGGCUCGGAGCAAAGGGGCUAUUUGGAGAAUCAAUGGAUGACAAGCAAACAGCACCAACUCCAAUUUAUCCGUGGAUGCAGCGGAUGAACGCAUGCAACGGCACCUUCGGCAGCCCCGGAAGACGCGGCCGGCAGACAUACACCCGCUACCAAACCCUGGAGCUGGAGAAGGAAUUCCACUUCAACCGCUACCUCACUCGGCGACGGCGCAUCGAAAUUGCGCACGCGCUCUGCCUCACGGAGCGUCAGAUUAAGAUCUGGUUCCAGAACCGGAGAAUGAAGUGGAAGAAGGAGAACAAGCUCAUUAACUCAUCUUCUUCCUCAUCUUCCUCCUCUUUCACUCUAAAUGGAACAGAUGAAGAAGAGAAACGGACGGAGUGAAAGAAAAGAAAAUUACGUGAGACAUUUAAAGCAAGACAAGAAUGGAAGAAAAUUAGUGUUCCAAUGUGUUUGUUAGGUGUGGACAUUUUGUGAGCCCACCGCUCCAUUCGUUUCUGUCCGACAGCUCAACCGUGUGGAUCACAAAAAGGACCGAGAUGCUUUACUUUCUCUAAUACGAGUCUCUAAACGUUGUAUCAGUGAAAAUAACGUUUUGACCCAUUUUUGAUUUGGAGUUUCUACUUCUUCUUCGUCUAUACUUUAAAAACAGAAAAAAACGCACUCUCCUAAAUCCUACAUAUUUACUAAAUGCUGAAACUUUAGGAGGCUAGGCAGAGUGGCAGAGCCAUGGAAAGUAGAUAAAGCAAUAAAGAAAUAGAAAUUGCCAGGGACGGGACAUGAAGACAUGAAC